AUGGCCAGAAAAGGUACUGCCAAGCUAGAUGAACUGCGCAAAAUUGAGGGUCAGAUACAGACAUUUUGGGAGUCUAAUAAAGUAUUCGAAGCAGAUGUUCCUUUAGAAAACAAUGAAACUAUUGAAAAAUACUUCGUUACUUUCCCAUAUCCUUAUAUGAAUGGAAGACUACAUCUGGGUCACACAUUUUCCUUGUCAAAAUGCGAGUUUUCAGUAGGGUAUGAACGGCUUAAAGGCAAGUUGGCUCUUUGGCCCUUCGGUCUUCAUUGUACUGGUACGCCUAUCCUAGCAUCUGCAGACAAAUUAUCACGAGAAUGUGAGGAGUUUGGUUGCCCACCUGUUUUUCCAAGUGAGACUUCGAAAGUUUCUGCUGAGAUUGAAACGGAGACGCACACACAAGGUAAAAGCAAAAAAAGCAAAUCUGUUGCAAAAGCUGGUGGCGCAAAGUUUCAGUGGCAAAUAAUGGAGAGUUUAGGUAUGGAUAACGAUGAAAUAGUUAAAUUUAAAAAACCUGAAUACUGGUUAAAAUUUUUCCCAAAGUUAGCUGUUGAUGACCUGCAAAAGUUGGGUGUCAAGGUUGAUUGGAGGAGAUCCUUCAUUACAACAGACGUUAAUCCCUAUUAUGAUUCAUUUGUUCGUUGGCAGUUCCUGACCCUUAAAAAGCAAGGAAAAAUUCAGUAUGGUAAACGGUACACAAUAUUCUCUGCUCGAGAUAAUCAGCCAUGCAUGGACCAUGAGCGAACUGUUGGUGAGGGCGUGGUUCCACAAGAAUAUACACUAAUUAAGCUUCAAGUGAUAUCCGGAUUCCCUUCCAAAUAUAGCUUCUUGAACGACUCAAAGUUACCCAUAUUCCUUGUUGCGGCAACUCUACGUCCUGAAACAAUGUUUGGACAAACUAAUUGUUGGGUUCAUCCAGAUCUAGAUUAUGUCGGAGUAAAAAGCGCACAAUCUUGUAUACUAAUUUGUACUCAACGCGCUGCUUAUAAUAUGGCUUAUCAGGAUAUUUUAGAUCCGUCAUAUCCUGGGCAUAUCGAUAUUAUUGCAAAUUUCAAAGGUGUUGAUCUUCUCGGAUUAAAAGUCAAGGCUCCAUUAUCGUCUUAUGAAUCCGGAGUUUUUGUUUUACCAAUGAUGUCGAUCCGAUCGUCUAAGGGUACUGGAGUUGUGACUAGUGUUCCUAGUGAUUCUCCCGAUGACUGGGUAGCUUUGCGAGAUUUAAAGAAAAAGCCUGCAUUCCGGGAGAAAUACAAUCUUCUUGAUUCCAUGGUCAUACCGUUCGAACCGAUUCCUAUAAUUGAGACACCAGGUUUAGGUAGUUUGCCAGCUGUUACAAUAGUGGAUCAAUUAAAAAUUCAGAGUCAAAAUGAUAAAGAUAAAUUACAAGAGGCAAAAGAAAAAGUUUAUCGUGUUGGCUUUUAUGAUGGGGUUAUGUUGGUUGAGAAAUAUAAAGGUUUAAAGGUGAAUUCAGUGAAAAAAGUUAUUCAAGAUCAGUUGGUUGAAAUGAAUGAAGCUAUAAUUUAUUACGAGCCAGAAAAUUUAGUUGUCACACGUGGUGGUGAUGAAGCAGUGGUUGCUUUAUGUGAUCAAUGGUAUUUAGAUUACGGUUCAGAAGAAUGGAAGACAGAAGUCCGCAAAGCAGUAGCUAACUUGUCAGCAACUGAUGAGGUUAGACGAGCUCUUUAUUCAACUGUUGAUUGGUUACAUGAACACGCUUGCUCUCGUACGUAUGGUUUGGGUACUCGUUUACCAUGGGAUGAUAAGUGGCUUAUUGAAUCUUUAUCUGACUCUACAAUAUACAUGGCAUAUUAUACAAUAGCUCAUUUGUUGCAAGGCGGGUCAUUAGAUGGUAAAAUGCCCGGUCCUCUCAAAAUCUGGCCAGAACAUAUGACACCAGAAGUAUGGGAUUACAUAUUUUUAGGAAUAGGGAAUCCAGAUGAUUUAGUCAAUAUGAAAAGACAUUCCUCUCUAAGUGUGCCAAUUUUGAAGAGGCUUCGUAGAGAAUUUCUUUUCUGGUAUCCAGUUGAUCUAAGAGUUAGUGGAAAGGAUCUUAUUUCAAAUCAUUUAACUUAUUAUCUAUACAACCAUACUGCUAUAUGGCCAAAUGAACCAAAUUUAUGGCCUCGAAAUAUACGUGCCAACGGUCAUUUGUUAUUGAACUCUAAUAAGAUGUCAAAAUCAACUGGUAAUUUUCUCACUUUAGCGGAUGCUGUAGAAAAGUACUCAGCUGAUGGUGUUCGCCUUGCCCUUGCUGAUGCUGGUGAUUCGUUAGAUGAUGCCAAUAUGAAAGAAGAAAUGGCUGAAGCUGGUCUGCUACGUUUGUAUGGUCUUUUAGAUUGGUUCAAUGUAACUUUGGAGAUUUUAAAUGAUCCAACUUUACAACAAAAAUCUCAUUAUCGAACAGGUGCCUAUACAAUGCAUGCCGAUUUUGUUUUUGAUAAUGAAAUGAAUCAUACUAUUGAACUAGCCGAUAAAGCAUAUGCUGCACAAGAAUAUAGAGAAGUACUUAAAAUUGUGUUCUAUGAACUUCAGGCACACCGUGACCGUUAUCGUGAAGUUUGUCAAGGUAGUGUACAUACUGACUUAAUUCGACGUUAUAUGAAUAUUCAAUUGUUACUACUUAGUCCAAUUUGUUCACAUGUUUGUGAGCAUAUAUGGCUUAAUCUGUUAAACAACAAAACGUCAAUCUUUUGUGAAAAAUGGCCUGAACUUAGUCGUCCAGUGGAUCGAAUACUUCUGUUACAAGGUCGUUACAUAGAUGAUACAGCUCAUGCAUUCAGAUUACAGCUCAAGCAAUAUCAAUCAUCAAAGUCUUUCAAGAAUAGUAAAUCUACUGGAUCCAAUUCUGUUACCCAAUUUAUCCCACCUUCGGAUGCUGUUGUGUGGGUCGCUAAAGCUUAUCCAUCAUGGCAGGCGAAAAUUCUUGAAAUUAUGGCAGCUAAUCUUUCUAACGAUGGCAAAACGUUAGUGGAUAAUGCAACAUUAGCUCAACUUUUACGUCCUCAUCUGAAGGAUAUGGGUAAAAUGGCAAAACGAGCUAUGCCGUUUGUACAAUUAGUCCGAGAACGUUUUGAAAUUCACGGUAAACGAGUGCUUCAACUUCAAUUAGAAGUGGAUGAAUGUGAAGUAAUUAAAAGGAAUUUAUCCUAUUUAAUAUCGACUUUAGGUUUAAGGCAACCUGAUGGUUUAAAAAUCAACUACUCAUGCGAUUCUAACGAUAGUCGUAUUGAAGAAAAUGUUUGUCCUUUGGAGCCCCUUAUUCUAUUUUGUGAACCGUCUACUUCAACAUCCAUGAUGUUUCUAAACCCAGAUGUUGGUUCAGGCCUAUUUACAAUUACAAUUACCAUUUUUGACGGUGAUACGUAUCCUGAUGUAAUCUCACGUAUAGUUAGUCACUGUCAUUGUCUUACGUUAAACAAUAAAGAUUUCAAGAAUAUAAAAUUGUACCGUUUUACGGAUGCUACAUGUGGACAUUUGCGCAUUCCUCCGUACCCCUUGGAGGCUUUACAAGUUAUUCAACCAACAGCUCGAUUUGUGGUCGAUACAUCAUCUACCGUAACUCUAAAGUGUGGUAGUGAUGAUAUUCCUCUCGGUAAAAAACUUGUGUACACAACUACCGUAUCAUCAUGA
Molecule: messenger RNA, 3624 nt
Organism: Schistosoma turkestanicum
Lineage: Eukaryota; Metazoa; Platyhelminthes; Trematoda; Strigeidida; Schistosomatidae
Source: the annotation of a GenBank genome assembly